This is a messenger RNA of Plutella xylostella (diamondback moth), 2025 nucleotides long. It is a transcript of the gene gkt, whose product is annotated as tyrosyl-DNA phosphodiesterase glaikit. Gene Ontology annotation, molecular function: double-stranded DNA binding; single-stranded DNA binding; 3'-tyrosyl-DNA phosphodiesterase activity. The record is from RefSeq and is a predicted model, not a curated record. NCBI's taxonomy places the organism in Eukaryota, Metazoa, Arthropoda, Insecta, Lepidoptera, Plutellidae. Gene Ontology annotation, cellular component: nucleus. Gene Ontology annotation, biological process: DNA repair.
UUGUGAGUAAACAAAACGAAAACAAACCGAUUUUAAUACAAUUACAGUUUAUAUUUUCUAUAUACCUCCCAACAAUAGAUGCAAACGUAAUGAAUACUCCAUAUAAAAGAAAGAACCCAAUGGCCGACGAUAAUAAAACAAAAAGGGUGAAGAAAGAAUGCUCCUACGGUGAUAAAUGUUACAGAAAAAAUCCUGCACACUUCAGAGAGUUCAGCCAUGCACACUUAGAAAGCAUCCUAGACUCACAUACAGGAGGUGAAUAUAAAAUCCCACCAAAAUACAGUCUUGAAAGGGAAAUGAUUAAGGAACAACUUGAAGUUAUAGUUGAGAAACAGCUUUAUCAACCGAAAACCCAACAAGACAGUCUACAGCCGGAAAUCACAAAAGAUUCACAAGAAAAAACAAAUAAUUCUACUUUAGCAGAAAAAAAACCAGAGAGUAAAGAGGCAAUAGUUAAAACAAGUCCAAAACUGGAAAACAAAAUACCUAGUAAAGUAGAAAGUGGGAAUAAAAUGGAAGGUAAACUUGUAGAUGUUAAAAAACCUGAAAGCACCAGUUCAUCUUCUGCACAGAAGGAAAAGAAGGAGACACCGGCAGCAAGCAGCUCUAAAGAGAAAGCAUCAGACUACCGCCCAAUAGUUCCCCCGACUCGCCGCAUCGAGAGUUUCUUCAAGGUGGUGGCGCCACCGGGCAAGAUGGCCGCCAAGCACGCCGCCAGCGCCCCCUACCACGUGUUCUACACGACGAUAACGGACGCGAGAGAGACACAUAGACAGCCGUACUCUAUUACGUUUCAAGAGAUCCUAGACCCGAGUCUGGGCGAGCUCAAGUGCUCUCUGCAGAUUAACUUCAUGGUGGAGGUGGGGUGGCUGCUGGCUCAGUACUACUUCGCGGGGUACAGUAAUAAAAAGCUAACGAUCCUGUACGGCGAGGACUGUUCGGACCUGAAGACGAUAUCGCAGAAGAAACCUCAUGUAGACGCACAUUAUAUCACCAUGCCCACGCCGUUCGGGAAGCAUCACACUAAAAUGAUGAUCCUGUGCUAUGAGGACGGUUCUCUCCGGGUGGUGAUAUCUACGGCUAAUCUCUACAUUGACGACUGGGAGAACCGGACACAGGGCCUCUGGUUCAGCCCGGCCUGCCCCGAGCUACCACCCGAGGCCAUGCCGCACGACGGGGAGUCCCCCACCAUGUUCAAGAGAUCCCUGUUGAAGUACCUCCACCACUACCACCUGGCUGCCCUGACGCCGUACGUGGAACGAGUGAAGCGAUGCGACUUCAGUAAGAUCAACGUAUUCCUCGUGGCCUCGGUGCCCGGCUCUCACUUCGACCUCGAGUGGGGGCUCACCCGCGCGGGCUCGCUGCUGCGCCAGCACUGCCGCGCGCCGGCGGAGCAGCGCUGGCCGCUGGUGGCUCAGGCCAGCAGCCUGGGCUCUUAUGGAAAAGAACCCAAGCUAUGGCUGACAGGUGACUUCUUGCAUCACUUCACGAGAGUCAAGAAUCAGCCGGCGAUGAUCACACAACCUCCUGAGUUGAAACUCAUCUACCCCUCUUUAGAGAACGUACGUCAGUCCCACGACAACCUGCUAGGCGGCGGGUGCCUGCCGUACUCCGCCGAGCAACACACCAGGCAGAUGUGGCUGAGAGACUUCCUGUACCAAUGGCGAGCCACGCACACGAGUCGCGACAAGGCCAUGCCCCACAUCAAGUCGUACUUACGGACGUCACCCGACAACAAGAUGGCGGCCUACUACCUACUCACCUCCGGGAAUAUCAGCAAGGCCGCUUGGGGGACUAUUAAUAAGGGGAACGGCGCUCUUCGGAUCAUGAGCUAUGAGGCCGGGGUGCUGUUUCUACCAAGCUUUGUGAUAAACAAGGAUUUCUUCCCACUGGACAAGAGUGAGAAGGAUCAUCUAGUGAUUCCCUACGACUUGCCGCCGACUAAAUACACUAGCGACAUGUCGCCCUGGGUCUCGGACUAUUUACAAUAACAUAUUAAAUCGUACUUAAUUCAUGUAAUAAGAC